AUGCUGUGCUGGGAAGGGGGCAGUGAUUAUGAUGCGUUUCCAUCCUCACAGGAUCUGCAUGCCAACACCUUCAUGCACUCGAGUCGGAAGUCGAGUGUUCCGCUGCCGUGGAGUUCAACAACUCACGCCACCCACAACAUGGAGCAGAUUUCCGGUCCUCCCGCACGAACCGGAACCUGCUAUCAAACGCCACGUUCGCAUCCGUGGCGUCCAACGAUGGGCUACGAAGCAGUGCAGGUCACGCCCCUGCACGAGCAACCCGUCACAAACGCCCUAGUAGCUUCUUCCUAUUCUCCGUCUGCCAUGUGCUCGGACCCGGUCACUUUCCCGAAUCUUGUCACUGGAUUUGAGCGCAACCCGCAGCAUGCCGCCCGUGCUGCCCUGUACACUCGCUACACACCGAACGAGUGGACGACCUCGAAUGUUACGACUUACGCCGAUGCGGACAAGAACCGCAACUAUGCGGAAAAAGUUCGCUCGGAGGCGGUUCGACUUAUGCGAGAAACGGACGAAAAAACCUCCCAAGGUCAACGGGAUGCAGCAAGGCGACUCGGCGAACGAAUAACCGAUAUCACCUUUUGGCGAAAUGAACUAGCGACCGAGCUAGAAAAACUUAUAGCAGAAUCAGCUCAGCUCACGGACACGAAGCGAAAUGUUCAAAAAGCGCUGCAGGACUUGGAGCCACCACUGCAUAUCGCCCAGGAAUGUCUGUACCAUCGCGAAGGCCGCAAGAGCAUUGAACUAGUUCACGAUCAUGUCGAAAAAAGUCUGCUGGUUGAAGUGGACAAUCUACGAUCCUGUCAGGAAAAGUUAUCUCAAUUGCUAACUCGAAUUACCAAGCAAUUGGCCGAUUGUCGAGCGGCUCAACACUCACUGGAGGACGACAUCAGCCAUAAAGAGUCGGCUCUGGGUAUCGACUCGCUGUGUCAUCAGCUGAACAACUACAGCCGCGGGAUUAAUUACUACGGUGGUAUUGAAAAAUAUGAUCCGACUGUUAGCACGCCCGGCACGUGGUCCGGUUCGAGCAGCACUCGCAUUAACAACUCCCACUCGGAACGGGCCAAAUCCUGCCAGCUGCGCAGUGACGCCGAAUCACUCAUCAAUGCGGUUGCCACCUCCGUCUGGGACUGCUGGAGCAAUACCAACAAUGCCUUCAACAACCGCUCGUCCGAGAUGCUGGAGGCGAAGAGCAAAAUGCAGCUGCAUCUGCACAAGACCCAACAAGAAAUCUUUGACGUCGAGAAACACAUCGAACUGCUGCGCAAGGCAGUCAAUGACAAAUCCAACCCGAUGAAGGUGGCCCAAACCCGACUGGAAGCACGUGCACACCGUCCAGGCAUCGAAAUGUGCCGCGACAACGCCCACCUACGCCUGGUGGAGGAAGUCUGCACCAUCCAGGACUCGGUUGCCACCCUGCAUCGGAAGCUGCAGGAAGCGGAAGCGCAACAUCAGCAACUGCUCAAAACAAAGUCCCAGCUGGAGAACAAUCUCAAGCAGAAGGUGGACGCUCUGUUCAUCGAUCGGGAGAAGUGCAUGGGACUGCGCCGCUCGUUUCCGGUUAACAAUACGAUCAAAUAUUAA
Sabethes cyaneus is the source of this 1581-nucleotide messenger RNA. Its product is annotated as tektin-3-like. The transcript is spliced from 6 exons. Gene Ontology annotation, cellular component: nucleus; microtubule cytoskeleton. The record is from RefSeq and is a predicted model, not a curated record. NCBI's taxonomy places the organism in Eukaryota, Metazoa, Arthropoda, Insecta, Diptera, Culicidae. The coding region runs from base 1 to 1581 and encodes 526 amino acids. Gene Ontology annotation, biological process: cilium assembly; cilium movement involved in cell motility.